GGAGAAUCACUUUUUUUUUUUUUUUUUUAAAUUGGUUUAUCUAUUUUCUAGAAUUUUUGGAUUUCAAAACCGUAGCAAUUGCAAGAGGUCAAGGAACUUUUCUAAUAUUGAAAUACUUUUUGAAGAGAACACACAUUUUAAUAGUUUUCUGGAAACCCAUAUUUUCUAUUUUAUUUUUUAACAGCUGACUGAAAGGAUAUCAAUAGUGAUUUGUGUGAAUGGGAUGAAUGGGCACACAAUCUCACAAUCCUCCUCCCAAUAGGUUAUUAAAAUAUUUUCUGUGAACUGGGACGCUUUUUUAUUUUUUUAUUACAUUUUUUGAAUACGCAUUAAUCUGAUAAUGUACAUUAACUAUCCCCCGGGUAUUAGACAUUAACAAAUUUAGAUUGCAGAUAAAGGUUAUAAAUUCAAAUUUGUCAGAGAAUAUUGUCCACUUAAGCUUUUGCUGUGGGCCCAGUUAGUUUGUUUUAAAGGAGUAUUUCACAAUUUUUCAAGUUAAAGGUUUCCUCAAAUUUAAGUAGGCUAUGGGCCAAGAGUCUUAUCAAAGGCAAAUUGUUCUGCCAUUAUGAACUUCAGCUAACUUUAGCCAUGUUAGCUGAAAGUAAUGGCUGCUUGUGAGUGUGUAAAAAAGUAAUAAGAAAUCCACUGAGUUCAUAUUGAUUUUAAUAUUAUUGAUUUAGUGUUUAAAAAAAGCAAUAUAUUUAUAGUGAGUUGAAGAUCCAUUUAACUUGUUGUGAAAUGUUCAUUUAAGUCUGGCUAUGCCUGACAAGCUAACAGGCACGUAUUCUUGUUAGGCGUUCUGAAUAGUCGAGUGUGCCCAGUGUUAAAGAAGUGGAUGGAGUCGAGGCUGGGCUGUGCUUUUCCUCUUCCAUUCCAUCCCUUUCCCCUCAUAGUCCUCAACUCUAAAAUACUAUUUUCCACAAUGGGACCACAUUGAAAUCCAGCUCUUACAUUCUCCAUCUUCCACACCUAUUACCUAUUGACCAUUGCCACAUGUUGGCAGGUGAAAUCUGCUCUUCCCUCUCAUCUUGAUGCAUUCCUCCCCUGUUUGAACAAGGAAAAAACAAAUCAAUGAAUUAACUGCAUUGGCCAAUUAAUAUCGUGUGCCACUGAAGCUAUGAGAUCGGUCUCCGUUCUGUAUGGGAUGCUUUGUAUUGACUUUUGGAAAAAAUGUACCUAAAGAUAUCUUACCAUGUUUGAGACUGGGAUAGGGAGCUGGGUGCCUGGAUUCCACAGCCGCCCCUAUCCCAGCCUCGUGUUUAUAACGAUGUAGCCUGAUUGGAGGCUCGGCCAGUGGGCUUAAGUUGUGACAGGCAUCCACGUUGUUUACCCGUCUACCGUGUGUCAACGAGGCUGCCGUUGCCUAGGUUUCCUUCCCAGUAUUUUAUUUUUUAUUUUUAAAUAGUAACAUGGAAAUAAAUAAAAAAAAGUGAAAAAAAACCAAGGUUUGCCGUUUAGUGAUUUCUUUCUGUUUCAGUUUUUUAUUCACCUCACAGUUCCCUACUUUAUAAAAUAAAUAUUUUUGCUGCAGUUCAUAGGUUUUGUUUAAUAGAGACUUAAUCACUGGAUGUCUUCAAAUGGGAUGUAUGCCCUGUAAUAUCUUUCAACGGUCAGUAGAGGGCAUAACAUAAAUGUUCCACAUAAUGCUUGUGGUAAGAGCUUUGGCCAUAUCCUUCAAUGAAUAGUUACGUAUCAGUAUAUUUUCAUGGUGUUUUAUUAAGACAUAAGUGUGGAUGGAUAUCUAGAUACAAAUUAAACAUUUUCUAUAAAAGGUCUUUGCAGAGAUAUGACAUGAAGGGAUUUGAAAUGCAUUGGCUUUUCAAUUUGUUAGGGGCUGCCUGAAAUGCUGCAUUGUGUGGACUUCUCAGGGGCAUUUGUAGUCUACCAAGGACAUAUCCAAAAAUCAUUAUAGUUCCUCUAUAUGCUCUAGAUAUCUGAUAUUAUCUGUUAUAGAAGCCAUCGCCUAUAAGUGCAGUACUAACACAAAACGCAAUGUUGCAUGGUAACAUCUGGUUGGUUGGUUGUGGGGGGGUGUUGGGGAUUAGGUCUUGUCUACAUACAAUGACAGAGGGGGAACAUGAUAAGGACACAUGAAUGAGAUGAGGACACGGCAGUUGGUUACUGAAGAGCGUUGCCAUUUGAACAAUUUGAAAUUGGACGCAGGUAUUUCUCAGAUUUUCAGAAACGUCAGUCCCAGCAUCCCCAGGUGCACAUCUUUGCAUUCAACAUGUUCCUUCCGGCUCUGCUGCUGCUGGCUCUGUCUCCAGUGGAAGGUUCGAAAGAGUGCCCUGACUACUGCCUCUGUUAUGAACACUCCGAUCUGGUGGACUGCAGAGCGCGCGGGUUCCUUCAAGUGCCGUUUGACCUCCCCGAUGGCACCUGGCUCCUGGACCUGGGUGGAAACGCGCUGACCGAAGUGCAGAGCCGUGCCUUUGCCGGUCUGUGGUCACUGCGCGUCCUGGUGCUCUCCGAUAGUGGGAUUCAGCAGCUGCACCCUGACGCCUUUUACUCCCUCUCCUUUCUGGAGAAGCUGGACUUAAGCCACAACAAUCUGCAUCGGCUGCCCUCGGAUUUCUCCGACAGUUUGAGCUCACUCCGAGAGCUGCGGCUGGACCACAACGCCCUGGAGCGGCUCAACAGCCUGGAGCACCUGGAGAGUCUGGAGAAGCUGGACCUCAGCCACAACAACAUCACUUUCCUGCAGUCGGGGGCUUUCCGGGGCCUGUCCCGCCUGCGCCACCUGUACCUCCAGGCCAACCGCCUGGGGGCCGUGCGCCGUGGUUCCAUGUCCAUGCUGUCCACUCUGGAGGCCCUGCAGCUUGGCCAGAACAACAUCUCUCAAAUUGACACGGAGGCCCUGACUCCCUUGACGAGCCUCAACCUGCUGGCCCUGGAGGACAACCAGCUGCGGCAACUUAAGUUCAAGACCUUCCUGAGUCUCCACACCGCCGGCACCCACCUCCAGCUGGCCGGCAACCCGUGGCACUGCGACUGCGACCUGCAGCGGAUCUUCGGUAAGCUGCUGAGCGUGCGCCACCUACAUGUGGAUGACUAUGAGAAUGUGACGUGCCACGAGCCCCAGCAGCUGGCGGGCGCCUCGCUGGCGUUGGUGAGCAGCCAGCUGUGCAUGGCGGAGACGGCCACUGUGCUGGUCAUCACCGCGACAGUGCUGGUGACUGUGUUGGCAGCCGUGGUCAUGGCCGAACACACGCGCAAGAAGAACCAGCAGCUCGGCAAGGGCUGGGAUGAUGAGUCGCAGUCUCAGGAAAGGUGACAGUCCAUUAUGGGUGAGUGUGAGGUACUUCAUUUAGCAAGUGCUGUCUACGUGACAGAUGCGUUUGUCCUGACCGAUCUUGGAUCACAUUUCACACCAUACUCUCUGAACAUUUUCAUGUUUUAAGAAAAGACACGUUUCCAUCAGCAGUGAGGGUCUAUACAGACUUUACAAACACACAAAUGUGCGUGGUGAGAAAUGUCCCAGCGGUUAGAGUGUCUGCCCUGUAGCCGAAUGGUUGCCCAGUUGAAUACCCAAGAUGCCCCUGAGCAAAGCACUUAACCCUAUUUCCUACUUGGUGAUUGGUGUGUUUUAGAAUGUAUUCUCAGUCAACCAACAUGGUUAAAUCAGAAAAAUAAAAUGUAACCUAUCCAACAUUCAGUCUCCCCUACUAACCUACCAUGGUGUCUUAAUUGUAUUACUACAGUAUUUGUCCUGUUAAUUGUAUUAGGACAGUGUUUGUCUGUUUCUCUUUCAAUGUGUUUCUUCUCGGUCUAUUUCUGCACCCUUGCUAAAUUUGCGUCUAGUUGUUGGCAGAUUUCAUUACGCAAAAUAUGCAUAUUAGUUUUUCCACCAGUUUCCAUCAUACUAAAAAAUAAACUGUUAUGACAGCGCACAUAAAAGGUAAUUUGGUGUACAUUUUCAGAAUGAUAAAAAUAAAAAUCUAAAGUUUUUUGUGUUUCCAUCGUAUUCAACAGUUGCAUGAAGUGAGAAAAAAUGUCCACGCAAGUCUGUAUACUUUCAGUGUAGCCAUAAGCUCUCCUAUACCCACAGUGGUCAACAGCAAGCAAAAACCUGCUUAUUGAUUCUUUUUUAUUUUUCCUUUUAUUUUUUUAAUGUAUGCUUUUGUUAUUUUCAAAUACAAUACAUUUUUAUGGAUCCAUUUUUGUAAGUUCUUACAUAUUAGUCAAAGUCUGCUCUAGUUUAUUUAAGCAAUCAGGCAUAAGGUGGUGUUUUUUUGUUGUCAGUAUACCUUGUCUUAGAGCUGCUCAUAGGCGCAAUGCUACUAUCACAGUUAACUGUAUUUUGUCUCUUAAAACCUGGGUGGAUUGAAUCCUUAAUACUGAUUGGCUGAUAACCAUGGUACAGCAUAUGAGACCUUGUGACAUCGCUUUAUACUGCUCUAAUUGUGUUUGCAACUGGUUUAUAAUAGGUGUCGUUAUGGGUUUGGAGAUAUUAUAAUAAACAGAGAUCACUCAUGAAAAAACAAUGCGUUGUAGUAGUGCAAUCACUUGCAUUAGGGUCUGACAAAGUCCCAGGAGGAUCACAUGUUGAGACACAUUUUGGACAGAGUGAAAUUGCCAUAGGAUUUAAGGUUUGGAUCAGCGUCACAGAGACAAUGGUGUGGCAUAUGGACCUGGCCUCCAGAGCAACAUCAGCAGAUUACUGCUGUGAUUAAAACCCAGAGAAAAUGGACCGCCACAUGGGAAGAACCACCAGCCGCUCAGCUGAAAUCCCCUGGGCCGAUCUGAUCUUAGAGGAGGAUAAUGACCAGAAACUGAACCUUAUUAGUGCUGAUGUGGUCUCUAUAUCCUCAUUUCAUCUGGAGAGGAAGUGGAAAUUCAGCAUUUGAGAGACAGAAAUGUGACCCAUGUGAACACAGCCAUUAUCAGAUCAACGAGAUAACACUGACAUGACAUAACACUGACAUGACAUAACCACAGUCUACCCGCAGGUUUGUGUACUGUAGUAUGAAGGCCUUUGUUCUGGACCUCAGAACAGUGAGAUCAUUGGUUAACAUUGGCUGCUGAUGACAAUGACAUUAAGCUAAGAAUGCAGGUGUUAAUCUCCGUUUAUUUAUGAAUAUUGCAUGACAAUGAAUCACUGUUGGCCCAAAUAAUGGCAGGUUCUUGUUGGUAAAAUGUGUUUCAGGGACAGUGUUCACGUUUGCACACAUGCAUGCGGAUGCCAGGGUUUUCUGAAAGAUGGUUUUGGGUCAAAUCAUCAGAUGACUCAAAAUAUAUGCUUGAAAAGCUAAGAACGUCUUGGUUUUCAUAUACAAUCAUGUGAAGAACUCUUCACAGAAAUUACCAUUCAUUUUUCCUUUUUAAAUCAUGUCCAACUGAGUUCUAUUUUCAAGUGUCACGACCGAGUCUGAACUUAUUUUCAUAUAGACUGAAUUUUUUUGCUUUGUCAUUUGGGGGUACAUACAAGGCACAUUUCAAUGUAAUUUUUAAAAUGUCUAUAUUAAUGAAGUAUCCAAGCCCAAAAUACAAUAAAAUGUCAAGAUGUUGGAAUAAUUUUUGCAAACAUGGUACAUAACCAGUAAGGUAAAAUGAAAAAUCCAUGUAUAUUCUGAGAUAUGUUUAAAGUUUAUUCAACAUAAA
This is a messenger RNA of Esox lucius (northern pike), 5601 nucleotides long. RefSeq names its product chondroadherin-like protein. Gene Ontology annotation, molecular function: protein binding. Lineage: Eukaryota; Metazoa; Chordata; Actinopteri; Esociformes; Esocidae. The record is from RefSeq and is a predicted model, not a curated record. The coding region runs from base 2228 to 3274 and encodes 348 amino acids. Gene Ontology annotation, cellular component: plasma membrane. The transcript has 3 exons.